AUGGUGCCUCUCCAGCUUUCACCCACGAGUGACGAACCGCCCUCUCACCCUUAUCCCAGGAGGGUGCCGGACGCGUCUUUGCCUGUGCCGCCUUCUCCCGGGUGCAGGCCAACUGUUCCAAGCUCUGAGCCAACCGUUCCAAGCUCUGAGCCAACUGUUCCAGGCUGUGGGCCAGUUGACCCGUCAUGUCUUCGGCCUCCGUAUGCUUCUCGUGCGCCUUCCCAGGCGUCCCGCAGAAUGCUCGGUUCAUAUCCAAUACCUGCUUCCUGUCGAUCCCCCCCUCUCGCCACCGCUUCUGCCGUAUCCUCUUCUCCCGUUUCACCGUUUCCUCGCUCCGCGUCUCGCCUCGCUCUUCCUCCCGCCGCAUGCGCAUCCCUCUCUUCCUUGCAGGACGAGGUUGUCCCCGAGGCACCAGGGCAUCGGACGCUCGGCGGGGCAGAGCGCCCUCGAGACGAGGCUGCUCGAGAGCCUUGCGGCGGCCCAGUGUCCAGGUGCCCGAUGGAGAAGAGGCGCGAGACUCCGGCAGAAACUGCGCAUGCCGUCUUGGUCAACGACAGCUGGACGUCGAGCACGGCGCCUCUCUGCGCCGCCUGCCAGGUUCUGAGAGGCGCUCUUGCAGGCUCCUGCGCAAAGACAGUCGUCUACCCUCUGGACCGCCUCAAGAUGCAUCUACAGGUGAAGGCGGCAGCCACUGGUCAGGCGUUUCAGCUUUCGGGAGCGGUCAGCGUACUGAAGAACAUGGCGUCUUCGGAGCAGGGCGGAGUUCGAGCGCUCUGGCGAGGAAAUGGAAGCGCGUUUAUCCGGGCCUUUCCUUACAGCGGCUUCAGCUUCUACUCCUUCGAGAGAUACAACUUGUAUCUCAGGUCCCAGGCGCCGUCAUGGCCGAAGCUGUGUCAGCUCGGGGCGGGAUCCGCUGCAGGAAUGACUGCAACGCUCCUGACGUACCCCCUGGAUGUGUUGAAUACGCGCAUGGCCGUGACAGCCCACCGGCUCUCGUAUGCGGAGGUGUCUCUUUGGAAAUUUGAGGGAUUUCGUUCUCUCUUCCGAGGUAUCUCCGCGACGGCGCUCGGCAUUGUUCCCUAUGCAGGCAUUUCGUUUUGCGCGUUCGAGACUCUCAAGGACGAGUGCAGAGCGCAGGGUAUGCAAAUCACACCGGUGGUGAACGCACUCUGUGGGGGGUUGGCGGGGGUCGCCGGCCAGACAGCGACGUAUCCUCUCGACACCGUUCGGAAGUUCAUGCAGUCAAGUUCCUUUCUCUAUCGCUUCCAUGAGACAGGACACACAGGGUCGGCGUCUCCGCCCUCGCUCAUCGAGGCGUUCAAGUUUCUGUACAGACGGUCGGGGUGGAGGGGGCUGUACAACGGCGUGUCUCUGAACUGGAUCAAGGGAUUUCUCGCGGCAGGCUUGGCAUUUUCUCUCAACGAAUCUGGGAAGCAACAUCUCACUCCGAUCUUCUGCCAACACCCUCCUCGUCCGCUCUAG
Toxoplasma gondii ME49 is the source of this 1482-nucleotide messenger RNA. Its product is annotated as mitochondrial carrier superfamily protein. Bases 1 to 1482 code for a protein of 493 amino acids. The transcript is spliced from 7 exons. Gene Ontology annotation, biological process: transmembrane transport. The record is from RefSeq and is a predicted model, not a curated record. NCBI's taxonomy places the organism in Eukaryota, Apicomplexa, Conoidasida, Eucoccidiorida, Sarcocystidae.